AGUCUCUGGUCGCCCAGCUCCAGCUCACUUCACAAUCAAUGUCUGCCCUGAACAGCAUUCUGGGUUAGGAAUGUCAACAUGGCUGCAGACAUCGGAGAACUGCUGGUCCCCUACAUGCCAACCAUCCGAGUCCCUAGAUCAGGGGACAGGGUUUACAAGAGCGAAUGCGCCUUCUCCUUUGACUCCCCAGAAUCUGAAGGUGGCCUUUAUGUGUGUAUGAGUACUUUUCUUGGGUUUGGAAGGGAACAUGUAGAGAGACAUUAUCGCAAAACUGGGCAAUGUGUCUACAUGCAUCUGAAACGAACCAUAAAGGAGAAAGCUACUGGAGCUUCUGGUGGAGGGCUACUGAAAAGAAAAUCUCCUCGGAUAAUAUUUGAACUGGAGAAGAAUGAAGACAUCAACAAUGAAGAUUAUGAAUAUGAAGAUGAAGCUAAACUUGUUAUAUUUCCUGACCACUAUGAAAUUCCUUUGCCGAACAUAGAAGAAUUGCCAGCACUGGUGACAAUAGCAUGCGAUGCUGCCCUUGCUGCAAGGUCUCCAUACAGAAGACAGGAUUCUGAUUCAUGGGAAGAAGAACUUAAGGGCUCAAAACAUGAGAACAAUCUUCAACAACUGGACAAUGGAGUCCGAAUCCCACCCAGUGGCUGGAAGUGUGCCUGGUGUGACCUGAGAGAGAAUCUUUGGCUAAACCUGACAGAUGGCACCAUAUUGUGUGGAAAAUGGUUCUUUGAUGGCAGUGGUGGAAAUGGACAUGCUCUGGAACAUUACCGUGAGACACGUUACCCUUUGGCAGUUAAAUUGGGAACCAUCACUCCGGAUGGUGCAGAUGUAUACUCAUUUGAUGAAGAGGAAGCAGUACUAGAUGCAAAUAUUGCAGAACACUUGAUGCACUUUGGUAUCGACAUGUUGAAAAUGCAAAAGUCAGAAAAUGUUAAUCCCAUUGACGAUAUCAAGCCACGGAUCAGUGAGUGGGAGAUGGUCCAAGAAUCUGGUAUGAAGUUGAAGCCAAUAUAUGGUUCUGGAUACACUGGCAUCAAGAAUCUUGGAAACAGCUGCUACCUCAGUUCAGUUAUGCAGAUAAUCUUCAGCAUCCCUGACUUUCAGAGAAGAUACGUUGGAAACCUCCAAAGAAUACUUGAUUAUUCCCCCAUAGAUCCAACUCAAGAUUUUGAUACACAGAUGGCCAAGCUGGGACAUGGACUUCUCUCAGGCCAGUACUCCAAACCUCCAAUGAAAUCUGAGGUGAUUGAACAGGUGAUGAAAGAAGAAUACAAGCCUCACCCACAAGGGAUGAUGCCCAGAAUGUUUAAAGCUUUAGUUGGAAAAGGACAUCCAGAAUUUUCAUCAAAUCGACAGCAGGAUGCGCUGGAAUUCUUCAUGCACUUGAUCAACCUUGUAACUAGAAACAGCAAUGGCUCAGAUGAUCCCAGUGAAGUCUUUCGUUUUAUGGUAGAAGACCGGGUCCAGUGUUGCCAGUCCAGGAAAGUCAAGUACAAACAGAGAGUCGACUAUAUCAUGCAACUUCCUGUUGUCCUAGAGGCUGCUAGUAACAAAGAGGAACUUCUGGCAUAUGAAAUGCGGAGGAGAGAGGCUGAGAUAGCAAAGAGGACUUUACGAGAAGUUGUCCGUGCCAAGAUUCCAUUCAGUGCCUGUCUUCAAGCUUUUCAAGAGCCAGAAAACGUCACUGACUUCUGGAGCAGUGCACUCCAAGCAAAGUCGGCAGCAAUAAAAACAAUCCACUUUGCUUCAUUUCCUGAAUAUUUGGUUAUUCAAAUAAAGAAAUUUACUUUCGGUAUAGACUGGGUACCAAAGAAACUAGAUGUCUCCAUAGAUAUGCCAGAUUUCCUAGAUGUCUCCCACCUGAGAGCAACAGGUUUACAGCCAGGAGAAGAGGAACUUCCUGAUAUUUCCCCACCUAUCAUCAUGCCUGAUCGACCCAAAGGCAGUCUGCUGAACCAUUACAUGGAGUCUCCUGAAAUUGAUGAAUCAGCAGUGAUGCAGUUGGCUGAGAUGGGUUUUCCACUAGAGGCAUGUCGGAAAGCAGUAUACUACACAGGAAACUUGGGGGCUGAGCUGGCCUUUAACUGGAUCAUAGCACACAUGGAAGAACCUGAUUUUGCUGAGCCGCUAUCACUAUCAGGAUAUAAUGAGGUGAGCCAUAAUGAGGUUGGUCUAGCAGGAGGGGCCUCUUCAAUGGAAAACCAACCACCAGAAGAGAUUGUUGCCAUCAUUGCAUCAAUGGGAUUUCCUAGGAACCAGGCCAUCCAUGCAUUGAAAGCAACUAAUAACAACCUGGAAAGAGCAUUGGACUGGAUCUUCACACAUGUAGAUGAUGAGGAUGAGAGCGAGACAGCAUCGGAUGUUGAAACACAAUCACAUGUCAAUACAAAUGCAGAAGCAGAACCAGUAGGGCCCAGAAUCAAGGAUGGACCUGGAAGAUACGAGCUGUUUGCCUUUAUUAGCCAUAUGGGACCAUCUACAAUGUCUGGUCAUUACGUCUGCCAUAUCAAAAAGGAGGGAAGGUGGGUAAUCUACAAUGACCAUAAAGUCUGUGCUUCAGAGAAACCCCCUAAAGACCUGGGAUACAUUUACUUUUAUCAGCGAAUGUCCUACUAAGCUUGAAACCUAUGUAUGAAAACCAUAACCUUUUUUCCAAAGAUUCAAAAAUUACAAACUCUCAAAGGUUUGGGAGAAA
Molecule: messenger RNA, 2695 nt
Organism: Carcharodon carcharias (great white shark)
Lineage: Eukaryota; Metazoa; Chordata; Chondrichthyes; Lamniformes; Lamnidae
Gene: usp13
Product: ubiquitin specific peptidase 13
Exons: 21
Coding region: 79-2616 (845 amino acids)
Biological process (GO): protein deubiquitination
Molecular function (GO): cysteine-type deubiquitinase activity; protein binding; zinc ion binding
Source: RefSeq, a predicted model, not a curated record